Messenger RNA from Linum trigynum, 735 nucleotides. The record is from the annotation of a GenBank genome assembly. Lineage: Eukaryota; Viridiplantae; Streptophyta; Magnoliopsida; Malpighiales; Linaceae.
AUGAAAGCGGCUGGUAUAGCAUUGUGUUCCAAAGUAACAGAAAGUGAUCAAGAAAAGAUGAGGCAAGAAGAAGAAGCAAAAAAAGUAUUCACACGGAAGGGUUCAGGUGCUGAAGUUCAAAUUGUGCCUCCAAUAAGCAAGAUUGGUGUCACAAAAAAUGAUUCCAAAAUCAUUACUGAUAUGUUUGAUUUGGUAUCAAGGCAUGACACUGAUGGUUUAGUUGGAAGAUUCUUCAUUGGUUGUGGGAUUCCUUUCAAUGUGGCAAGGUCUCCAUUUUUCUAUGAAAUGGCGAGAGGCAUAAAUGAAGGACCGAGAGGUUAUAAGCCUCCAAGUGCUGAAAAGAUAAGAACCAACUUGCUUGAUAAAGAGAAAUCCAAAGUGGAUCGUGCUUUAACGGGCAUUCGAGAUCAAUGGCCUUUAUUUGGUGUUUCUAUUGUAUCUGAUGGUUGGAGUAAUGUGAAGAAUGAGUCUUUGAUAAAUGUAUUGGCUGUUUCAGGGGGUAGAGCUGUAUUUCUUGAAGGCGUUGAUUGUUCCGGGGAUGAAAAAACAGGACUUUACAUUGCUGGAAUUUUGCUUAAAGCUAUUGAGCAAGUUGGAAUAUAUAAUGUUGUACAAGUGCUCACAGAUAACGCUUCAGCUUGCAAACGUGCGGGAGAAAUCAUCAUGGAUAGACAUCCUCAUAUUUUAUGGUCAGGUUGUUUAGCUCACACCUUAAGCCUUUUGAUAAAUAUGUGA